Octopus bimaculoides (California two-spot octopus) is the source of this 4513-nucleotide messenger RNA. RefSeq lists its product as uncharacterized. The record is from RefSeq and is a predicted model, not a curated record. Gene Ontology annotation, molecular function: sequence-specific DNA binding; DNA-binding transcription factor activity, RNA polymerase II-specific. Lineage: Eukaryota; Metazoa; Mollusca; Cephalopoda; Octopoda; Octopodidae. Gene Ontology annotation, biological process: regulation of transcription by RNA polymerase II. Gene Ontology annotation, cellular component: nucleus.
UUUUUUUUUUUGUCGUGAAUGGGUGUUUUUCAAGAAAAAUUAUUUUUAUUUAUGUUACAGAAUAACAAGAAUUUUUUUUUAAAUCAUGUAAUAAACGUUUUCUUUUUUUUUUUAAUAUGAUAUAGCAUGACUUUUGAGAAAUUUAGCUGCUAUUUCUAGUAAGCUGAUUGACCAUGUACAGGCAUCUUCGUUCCACCUUUGUGAAAAGGCAUUUCUAAAAAGAAAUAUUUACAACACCACCGCCCAAAGUCAAUCUCGCUGACUACAACUAUAAUACUGGUGAAAGGAUCUCUUUUUUUCUCUUUUCAUACCAUAAAAAAAAAAAGGAAAAAAAUCCCUAAAACUUAAUUUUUCUAAACAAAUUGAAAUUAUUCAUCUACACCAAUGUGAGGGAGGUAAUAAUAUUUUUUUAAUUUUUUUUUUUACUUCGCUGAAAAUUCAUCUCCCUCAUUUUUAUUAAUUGUAGACGUUAAUUAAUAGAUGAUUGCUAAUUAACUGCGGACAGAAAUGGCUUCAACAUUCUUUAUUAUGUCGAUGUGAAAAAUCUAAACGAAGGUUUGUUGUAAAAUGUGACUAUUUAUAUAUAAUGUGACAUCUUCGUCAUUGGCUCUGUAUUAAUAUAAUAUCAGAUGACAUUGGCAUAAAAGAAUAUUAUUUACCUGAGAUCCAUCAAUAUUCAUCAUCUUUUAAAGACAAACAGAAGAUGUCAUACAGAACAGACAUAAACCCUCAUUAUAUAACUCUGUGGUAGAAUUACUGUGAAAUAUUGACUCUGAACUGAGAUUAGCAAACAUGUAAAAGACAAUUUUGAAUGCUAAUUAAUUUUUGAGUUGAAAGAAGUUUGCAGUAUCAUAGAACCUCUAAAAUCACAGUUAAAGGGAAAAUAACAGGAAAAAUAUUUGUUAGGAAGAAAACAUAAAAGCAAGUAAAGAUAAAAUUCUGUAUAUUGUGUUGGAAGAUAAAAAUAAUGGAAAACCAAUUGUGUGUGUUGAAUGUUAAAUGUGAAACACAGUGUGAAACAAGUGAUUUUCCUGAUAGCUUAAAGAAUGAGAAAGAAAAAUCAUUAUAUCAGUGUGAUAUCUGUAAAAAGUCAUUCUCUCACAAAGGUAACUUAACUACUCACAAACGUAUUCAUACAGGAGAAAAGCCCUUUCAUUGUGAUAUCUGUGGUAAAUCAUUCUAUCAAAAUGGCGAGUUAACUUCUCACAAACGGAUUCAUACAGGAGAGAAGCCAUAUCAUUGUGAUAUCUGUGGUAAAUCAUUCUCUGGAAGUAGUUACUUAACUACUCACAAACGUAUUCAUACAGGAGAAAAGCCAUAUCACUGUGAUAUCUGUGGGAAAUCAUUCUCUGGAAGCAGUGAUUUGACUAAACACAGACGUAUUCAUACAGGGGAGAAACCAUAUCACUGUGACAUUUGUGGUAAAUCAUUUAUUGGAAGUGGUCAGUUAACUAAACACAGACGGAUUCAUACUGGAGAGAAACCAUACCAUUGUGAUGUUUGUGGGAAAUCCUUCUCUACUUGUAGUACCUUAUCUGCACACAAACAUGUUCAUACGGGUGAGAAGCCAUAUCACUGUGAUAUCUGUGGUAAAUCAUUCAUUGAAAAAGUUAACUUCACUAUACACAAACGCCUUCAUACAGGAAAGGAAUUGUAUAAUUGUGACAUCUGUGAUAAAUCAUUCUCUGCACCAAGUCACUUAACAAAUCAUAAACGUAUUCAUACAGGAGAGAAGCCAUAUCAGUGUGAUGUCUGUGGUAAAUCAUUCUCUAGGGACCAUCAUUUAACUAUACACAAACACAUUCAUACAGGAGAUAAACCAUAUCACUGUGAUAUCUGUGGUAAAUUAUUCUCUCAGAACAGUCACUUAACUACUCACAAACGUAGUCACACAGGAGAAAAACCGUAUCAUUGUGAUAUUUGUGGUAAAUCAUUCCCUCAAAAUGGUGACUUAACUACUCACAAGCGUAUUCAUUCAGGUGAGAAACCAUACCUUUGUGACAUCUGUGGUAAAUCAUUCUCUCAAAAAAGUAACUUAGCUACACAUGUAUGUACUUAUAUAGAACAAAUAUUAGAUGGCAUAAAGAACAUUAUUUACCUGAAAUCCAUCAAUAUUUAUCAUCUUUUAAAGACAAUGGAAGAUGUCAUACCGAACAGAUAUAAUCCUCGUCAUCUAAAACUGUUUGAUAUCGAAAUUAAAGCUAAUUUACAAAGGAAUUUGCAGCAUCUUCAAAUAUUGACAAAAAUCACAGUUGAUAGAAAUAUAGCCGUAGAAAUAGGAAUAAAAUAUAUAAAUAAAGGGAAGAACUUUUAUAUUUAUUGUGGUGAGAGAGAAACAAGAAUGGAAGACGAAUUGUGUGAGAAAAAGAUUAAAUGUGAAGCAGAGUCUGAAAUUAUUGAUUUCCCUGAGAAAGAAAAAGGAAAAACAUUAUACCACUGUGAUAUCUGUAAUAAAUCAUUCUCUGCAAAGGGUAAAUUAACUGCUCACAAACUGAUUCAUACAGGAGAGAAACUAUAUCACUGUGAUAUCUGUGGUAAGUCAUUCUCUCAAAAAGGCAACCUAACUAGACAUAAACGCUUUCAUACAGGAGAGAAACCGUAUCACUGUGAUAUCUGUGGUAAAUCAUUCUCUCUAAAUAACCACUUAGCUACACAUAAGCGUCUUCAUACAGGAGAGAAACCAUAUCACUGUGAUAUCUGUAGUAAAUCAUUCUCUCAAAAAGGCAACCUAACUAGACACAGACACAUUCACACAGGAGAGAAACUGUACCAAUGUGAUAUCUGUGGUAAAUCAUUGUCUGGAAGUGGAGAGUUAACUAAACACAUACGUAUUCAUACAGGAGAGAAGCCAUAUCACUGUAGUAUCUGUGGUAAAUCAUUUGCUCUCAGUAGUAACCUAUCUAGACAUAAACACAUUCACACAGGUGAGAGGCCAUAUCAUUGUGAUAUAUGUGGUAAAUCAUUCUCUGGAAGUGGGUAUUUCACUACUCAUAAGCGUAUUCAUACUGGAGAGGAAUCAUAUUAUUGUGAUACCUGUGGUAAAUCAUUCCCUGCACCAAGUCACUUGACUAAUCAUAAACGUAUUCACACAGGAGAGAAACCAUAUGAAUGCGAUGUGUGUGGUAAGGCAUUUUCUGUAAAGCAUCACUUAACUACACACAAACGCAUACAUACUGGAGAUAAACCUCAUCACUGUGAUAUCUGUGGAAAAUUCUUUGCUCAGAACAGUCACUUAACUGCUCACAAACGUAUUCAUACAGGAGAGAAACCAUUCCAGUGUGAUAUCUGCAGUAAAUCAUUUCCUCAAAAUAGCGACUUAACUAUUCAUAAACGUUCUCACACAGGAGAGAAGCCAUAUCUCUGUGACAUAUGUGGUAAAUCAUUCCCCCAGAAAAGCCACUUAACUAAACACAUAAGUAUUCAUACACCAGAAUAAUGAGCUCAUUAUCAGAAUGAAGUUUGUGAUAAAUGCAGUGCAUGAUGUAGCAAGGGGAAUACAGACUUCCCAUGAUGUAUUAUAAAAUCCAUGUUAUUUCGUCCAAUGGUGGAUAGGGGAAUAUAGUCAUUGUCAGGAGGAGUUUUUUCAGGAAGGAUAAUUUUAGGCAGUAGUUCACAUUAUGUUUACAUAGAGCUUCAGUGGUGGGUUUGAAGGUAUGGUCCAUGUUACAGAGGUGGAAGUUUAUAUGUAAAGUGUCCCCCCACCACCUUACACGUAGAUAAUCUGCUCUCUGUCAUAAUUUCCCCCACAACCCAUCUCCCCCUACCACCCACCAUCCCACCAUGUAUGAGGCCUGAUCAAAAAGUAUCCGGACUGCUGCUAUGCUGAUGGAGCCAAAGUAUGCAAAGUGAAGCUGUUUGACAUGAACUGACCUUGAAUUCUGCUGUAAAUGCAUAGAAAAAUGAAACCUCCCAGGUCAUCUCCAUCUGUUCAGUGUUAUGUAGGGAUGGGCAGGUAAGGCUUGGAUAAUGAAUGUGCCUCAUUAUCCAAGCCUUACCUGUUCAUCCCUGCAUAACACUGAACAGAUGCAGAUAACCUGGGAGGUUUCGUUACCUCUUGGCAGAAACAGCCGUAAGGAACUAGCACCUACUAACAAUCUGCUCAUUUACUCAAUUAAUCACCUGUUCCUAUAUGAUUAUAUGCUUCCACGUCCUCAUUCUUGAAAUUACCAACUCUUUCUAUUUGAUAUUCUUUACUACUCAUAAAUGUGUACUCAAAUAAUACAUUGGAAUAAAUAGACAUCCUGGAAUGUUUACUGCCAGAUAUCUGUCGAUUUUGGAUCCUCUCCACUUUCUUAUUUGUCAUAUAUAUAUAUAUAUAUAUAUAAUAAAUAUUUUUUGUGUGUAUGUAUGGGACCUUCUUCUAAUGAGAAGCAUAAUGUAUAUAUAUUAUUAAACUGUAAAUUCAUUAUAUUUAUAUUACUACUACUAUUACUAUUAUCUAUGUUCAUGAAAUGUGUUUCCAAUGUUGUAUUGAAAGAAAUUUGACUACAGAAUUAAAAAAUAAUACCACAAA